AUGAGCACUUGGUUGCUCCUCACACUUCUAUAUUUGCUCAUUUCUGUAAACUUGCAAACCUCCCUUUCAGCAGACACCUUGAAACCCCACCAAAACUUCACUGACGGGCUCACGUUAAUUUCGUCGAACAAAAGAUUUGAAUUUGGGUUCUUCAGUCCUGGUAAUGGUUCCUCCGGAGGUCGCUAUCUGGGAAUUUGGUUUCACAACCUACCGCUUACGGUGGUUUGGGUGGCCAACAGGAACAACCCUGUGCCGGACUCGUUUGGAAAACUAACGUUGAAUGAAAAUGGAGUUUUAAUCCUUUAUAAUCGCUCACUGGGUACUUUGUGGUCGACCAAUAACAUACCCGUUGCUGCGAGAAGUUUCACUCCGGUUCUGCAGUUAUUAGACUCGGGAAACCUUGUAGUUAGAAAUGGCAGAAGCAAUGGCGCUCUAUUCUGGGAAAGCUUCGAUUUUCCUACUGACACCCUUUUACCAGAUUUUAAGCUGGGAUGGAAACUGGAUGUGAGAUUGCACCGGUUCGUUAGGUCGUGGAAGAGCAGUGAAGAUCCUUCAGAUGGUCAGUAUUCGUUUAGCCUGGACCCACCGGAAGCACCGCAGUUGGUUCUACGACAUGGUUCACAGAAACUAUACAGAUGGGGACCGUUUGAUGGGAGCUCGUUUAGUGGCAGCAUCAGGUUGACUGCAAAUCCAUUGUUCCAAGCCAUAUUUGUUUACAAUUCCGUAGAGCUUUACUACAAAUUCAAAAUAUUGGAUGACGCCAUUCUAUCAAGAUUUGUGAUUUCACCCAUGGGUUUACUUGAGUGUUAUACGUGGAGGGUUAAUACAAGUAAAGAUUGGAACCUUCUGAUAACGUUCAACAGUGAACCUUGCGAUAGCUAUAUGAAAUGUGGGCGGUAUGGGAGCUGUUAUUCACUAAGUAGUUGCAAGUGUUUGAGUGGGUUUACACCCGAAUCACCACAGGAUUGGGGAUUAUUUAGUUAUUCAGGUGGUUGUAGGAGGAGACACGAACUGGACUGUAGUCAUCGAGAUGGAUUUGUGAAGUACGACGGAUUGAAGUUACCAGAUGAUCCAACUGUUUGGGCAAAUUACACAGAUGAUGAAUGUAAAGCCAAGUGUUUGAAAAAUUGUAGCUGUAUGGCUUAUGCUAAUCUUAAUGUUUAUGGAAAUGGCAGUCGAUGCGUGGUUUGGAUCGGUGAUUUGGUUGAUUUGAAGAACCUCCCUGGUGGUGGGGAGCAGAUCUACAUACGGAUGGCACAUGCUGAAUUACAGUCCAUUGCUGAUGCUAAGAGGAAACGAAUAACAGUCAAGAUUGUCUCCGUGGCAACCGUUAUUGGAGUACUGCUUCUAUCUAUUGGUACCAUAUGGUACAUCAGUUGGAUAAUGAGGGAAAAAAGAAAAGACCAAAUAGGACGUAGCUCUAAAGCUCAACAUAGUGGGAGUUUCCAACAAAUGGAAGAAACUCAAGAUGAAGGCUUUCAACUACCUCUAUUUGAUCUUGAUACCAUAUUUCUUGCCUGCAACAAUUUUUCUGAAAGAAACAAGAUUGGACAAGGCGGUUUCGGUUCUGUCUAUAAGGGUGAAUUAUCGAAUGGACAAGAGAUAGCGGUUAAGAGGCUUUUAGAGAAGUCGAUACAAGGCGUUGAAGAGUUGAAGAACGAGAUUACUUUGAUUGCAAAGUUACAACAUCGCAACCUGGUCAAGCUCUUGGGUUGCUGCAUUGAAGGGGAUGAAACAAUGCUAGUCUAUGAGUAUUUGCCUAAUAAAAGCUUAAACAACUUCAUCUAUGAUAAACCAACGCGGAAACUAUUGACCUGGAGAAAGCGCUACCACAUCAUUAAGGGUGUUGCACGAGGUUUGCUUUAUCUUCAUCAAGAUUCGAGGUUGAGAAUCAUCCACAGAGAUCUAAAAACUAGUAACAUCUUACUAGACAGUGAGUUGAACCCGAAAAUUUCAGAUUUUGGCAUCGCUCGUAUAUUUGGAACAGAUCAAAUACAAGAAAUGACCAAGAGAAUAAUAGGGACCUACGGUUAUAUGUCUCCAGAAUACGCAAUGAAUGGUCAUUAUUCGGUGAAAUCAGAUGUUUACAGCUUUGGUGUUAUAGUGCUGGAAAUUUUAAGCGGCCAGAAGAAUUGGGCAUUUCAUCAUCCUGAUCAUGAUCUUAACCUUUUAGGACAUGCAUGGAUGCUUUGGAACAGAAGAGUUCCCCUAGAGAUACUAGACCCAAAUCUAGUACAAGAGUCAUCCGACGGAAAUCAAGUUAUAAGAUGUAUUCAAGUAGCCCUUUUGUGUGUGCAACAAUAUCCCGAAGAUCGGCCAAAAAUGUCUACAGUAUAUUCCAUGUUAAGUUAUGAGAAAAUGGAGCUACCUGAACCUAAAGAACCAGGUUUUUGCAGAGAAAGUUAUACAAAGAAGUUUGAUACAUCGGCUAGUGACUCGAGUACAUUUAAUGAAGUUACUAUGACGACGUUGGGUGGGCGUUGAACGUGUCGUGUGUGUGCAUGUGUGGCUAUCGAUCUUGUGUUGUUUCUAACUUGUGCAAUCAUUUCUAGGUUUGAAGUUCAAUAUGUUGUUCCAUACUUCAUGUGGUGGUAUAGUACCAUAUUUAUAGGACAUCCUGAUGAUUCUUACUUAAAC
Messenger RNA from Cynara cardunculus var. scolymus (artichoke), 2637 nucleotides. Its product is annotated as G-type lectin S-receptor-like serine/threonine-protein kinase At4g27290. NCBI's taxonomy places the organism in Eukaryota, Viridiplantae, Streptophyta, Magnoliopsida, Asterales, Asteraceae. The record is from RefSeq and is a predicted model, not a curated record. The coding region runs from base 1 to 2484 and encodes 827 amino acids. The transcript has 7 exons. Gene Ontology annotation, molecular function: ATP binding; protein serine/threonine kinase activity. Gene Ontology annotation, biological process: recognition of pollen; protein phosphorylation.